Molecule: messenger RNA, 1329 nt
Organism: Sordaria macrospora k-hell
Lineage: Eukaryota; Fungi; Ascomycota; Sordariomycetes; Sordariales; Sordariaceae
Source: RefSeq, a predicted model, not a curated record
AUGAAGUCUCACGUCCUCCUCACCCUGAGCGCCAGCCUCACACAGGUUCUGGCUGCUCCCUACAUCGAGAGACCUACCCGUGAUCUCACCGGCCACGAGACCGUCACCACCACAGCCAGCGCUGAGUAUCGCGUCGAUGGCUUACCUGGUCUUCCCAAGCCCCAGACCAUGUUCUCGACUUCUUCGACUCACAGUCACCAUACUCACGGUACUCACCACGCUCACGGCACCGAGACUGGCGCUGUGAUUGUGCCUGUGCCUACUCCUGGCGGUUACGGCGGCAUCGGCAGCUUCACCGAACACGCGAUUGCUGAAUCUGACUCUGAGACUGAGAGCAUCGUGACUGAGGUCGAGACCGAGACCGUGGACAUCAAGACCGUCACUGUCGACGUCGCAGCCUCUGCUGAUGCCAGUCAUGCCACCAACACCAACUCGAUUGUUGCUGGUCCCAAGCACAAAACCGCCAUCACCGUCCACCCGGUUUUCGUCACCGCCAGCUCUGCCAAACAUACCAGCAACAGCAACGUCGCCCACCCCCGCAACGUCGAAGUCCAGCUGGCUGGCCCUGAGAAGCAAGAGUUCACAACCCUAACCUUCACCUUCGGCACCAUGGCCACUACUUACACCCUGGCCCUUCCCAACGGCGCCGACGCAACCGACACUCCUGCCCCUGUCAUCCGUCCCACACGUAGCUACCCGCUUGCUCCCCCUUCAGGUACCUGGACCGAGUGGAAUAGCAUGAUCACCAGCACCAUUCCCGCCGGCGUUAUUCAUCGUUCAGCUGCUACUUCUCCCUUUUUUACUCUCAGUGGCACCGCCAGCGACUACCAUAAGAUCCUGCCCAUCCCAGCGCCCAUCCCCAACCCCUUGGAGGAAGCUGCUCUAAGCAUGACCACACCCACCCCGACCCUGCCUCGUCCCAGGGAACAAGUCCUCACCACGAUCCUCAACGGUGGCGCUGGUGCUGUUGAGCGUCUCGAGGACUUCCAAGUCGGCAAAGAAGCCCAUUCCAUGGACGCUAACCACUCCGACGCCCCUGCCUCUCUCCCCGUCAGCAAGCACCAUAUGGACAAGAACGACGCUCCCAUUCAUGUUCGCGAUGAUGCCCCCGAGUCCCAUGACUUGUCGUGGUACUUCACAGCCAGCUACACCGAUGAUUCGGUCAGCUUGACUAUGCAGCCUUGUUAUUAUGAUUGGCAGUGUUGGCCGGAGCCGACUUCCAGCAACACGGAGGUUUUCUUGCCGGGUGUUGAUGGUGGUAACAAGGCAAAGGUGGCUGCUGCUACGAAGACUGCUACGCAGACUGCUUCUCAGACUCGGGGUGUUUGA